ACUAUCAGAAGUUCAAGGGCAACCAUAAGAAAAAUCUAAAACACUGAGGAGUAACCUACAUACUAUAAAACAUAGAGGAGUAAACUGCAAAGUAUAAAAUGCUAUAUAAGUCACACUGCCCAUUCUCGGACACUGAAACUUGUCGGAAAAGACUAAAGAGGGAAGAAGAAGAGUCGUUUCAGGAUUCAUCAAUGGUGUUUCCUCAGAGUUCCAGGUUGAGCGAUCGCACAGAGGUCAACAGCAACGAGUUUCACGCUUACUGCUUGUCUCUCGCUACACGAAUCGACACAGCUAUUUGGAAUAAUGAAGUUCCAACGGACACUCAAGAGCUUACUUCAACCCUCAUUCACGUCGGUCAAUGUAGAUGUGAUGAUCAAACGAAGGCGGUGAUCAUGACGCUGAUGAUGUCAGUUAAGAGUGCUUGUGAGCUUGGAUGGUUCCCGCAGAGAGAAUCUCAACAACUUCUGGCUCUUGUAGACUCGAUGUUGAUGAGUUUCACCGGUCCUGAAAACGUCGCCUCUAGUCUAACUCCUAACGGUCCCGUCAGUCUAAUUCCACAAGUCAUGGAGAGGUUCUAUCCGUUUUUGAAGCUGAGGCAUAUUCUUGUUUCUUCUGAGGCGGAGUCAGAAUCAAUCGUAUUGGUGAAGAACUUCCAUAUUUCGAAGAAUCUUCUGCAACAUUCUCCCAGACCGAGAGUAGGAUUAUUUGUUUUCCGGACAGACGACAUAAGCAACUCUAGUUGUAUCAUACAUCCUCAAGAAGUCAGCGUUUCGUUGAAUGCAAGGGGCGUUGACAAGAGAUAUAUCAACUCAAUGGAUUCUAAGCCGCAGCGUCCAACAAAUGUUGCUAAACUGCUCCACCCUGGGACAAACCUUCUGCAAACUAUAGGCUGUUUUGGAGGUAGUUACUUCAUUGCUAUUGGCUUAUUCGAUGACAUACCACUCCCCGUCUAUCCGUCGCUGAAAGAUUAUGUUCAUUCUGAAGUCACUGAAUCUGAUUCAGCUUGUGACAAUCCUAAGGCUAAGGGCCCAUCAAGGAUAUCUCUCAGCUGUCCUAUAAGCCGCAUGCGUAUCAAACUUCCUGUGAAGGGUCAUGCGUGCAAGCAUCUUCAGUGUUUUGAUUUCUGGAACUAUAUCAAGAUAAACACGAGAAUUCCAUCAUGGUGCUGUCCGCAUUGCCAUCAGUCUGUCUGCUAUACCGACAUCCGUUUAGAUCAAAGCAUGAUAAAGAUUCUAGAAGAGGUGGGAAGUAAUGCGACCGACGUGGUUAUCUCUCCUGAUGGAUCAUGGAAAGUUAUAACGGAGAGCGAUGAGAAUGUGGAAGCUGUGGCGGAAGCCACUCAUCAUCACGGAGACCCAAGUAGUUCCCAGAACUUGAGGCCAGCUGUUGUUUUGGAUCUUACAAGAGAUGAGAAUGAAAUGGAAACAUCCGGAAGCACUCAGAUUCCUUCUGCUUCAACGGAGACACUUCUGCCACAAUCUUUGAAUGUUUAUGAUGGGCAGCAGCAACAGUUCAUGAACAUUCCAGUGUCGGCAGCAGGAGAAGUCAUCCACAUGCCAUUCUUUCCAACCUCAUCUCCUCAAGAUACUAACACGGGAAGCUCUAACAUAUCUAUGCCUGCUGCUGCUGCUGCUCACUCUUCUCAAUAUCAAGGGUUACGUGUUUCGUCCCUUGGAGUUUCUCUAGGAAGAGACUCUGAUAUGAUGGAGAGGUGGAACCACCACAACUAUGCUCAGUUUCCAUCCGUGCCUCCUCAGUUUCAUCAUCAAUAUGCAAUGCAGAACCAGAGGAGCGUGUCCACUGUACAGGAAAGACUAAUCCCAUCUUCCAUUACAUCUCCCCAAACUUCUGCUUUCAACUAUGGAAGAGGGACCUCCGACCAGAGACACAUGCAAAGACAGAAUCCUGGUGGCGCAGGGGAACAGUUGUCAUCGCGUGAGUUCAUGAACUUGACUCCUGAUAACUCUGCAAACAGGCCCCCACAGAUCCGGAUGAUGCGAGGCAGCAUAGCGCCCGGUUCCACAAGGUAUAACCACCUGAUCAUUCAACCUACCCAGAGGCCGGUUCAGUCACAAACACUCCCUCCAUCUCAGCCAACUGGUUACAAUCACCUCCCUGUUCAGACGCAAGCUCAAGCACUUCCUCCACUUGAACCAACAGCUUACAGUUACGUCCCUGUUCAGUCACAAGCUCAAACACUUCCUCCUCCACCUCAAGAUUUUUUGGCGCAUCCAAGCAAUCCGGUUGGUACUAAUGAAACACAAGCUGGGAGCAGUUCACUGCCCGUGUCGGGAGAUGUUGCGCCACUCGGGUCGUUUUGGUCAACGCCUCCUUUGACAUGGUGAAGUAUGAUGGCUAAUAUAUGCAAACAUUAUCGUUGGUAGCAAAAAACACAGUCAGUAAGUAGCAUAUAAGUCGGUUUUUUGGGUACUUACCGGUUUAGGCUUCCGGUAUGUACAUGGGGAAAGUUGUUUUUUCGGUCUAAGGUAUUCUUGAGAUUCACGCAAUGUGAAAACACUAGGAUAUUGUUUGAUCUUUUUUUUUUUGUAUUUGAUUAGAUCCUAAAAACCUAACUCAAAAAGUUUGCAUUCUGGUACGUCCAUACAGGUGUUCAUUUUGGU
Raphanus sativus (radish) is the source of this 2621-nucleotide messenger RNA. RefSeq names its product E4 SUMO-protein ligase PIAL1-like. The record is from RefSeq and is a predicted model, not a curated record. The transcript is spliced from 17 exons. Gene Ontology annotation, molecular function: zinc ion binding; SUMO ligase activity. Lineage: Eukaryota; Viridiplantae; Streptophyta; Magnoliopsida; Brassicales; Brassicaceae. The coding region runs from base 99 to 2345 and encodes 748 amino acids. Gene Ontology annotation, biological process: protein sumoylation.